AUGAACAUGCUUCGGGUGGACGGAUCGGCAAAAUUUGUGCAGCCGACGUUGAGACCCACUUACUGUUUCUUCGCGAAAUGCGAUUUUUGUGAGCCGGAGGCUAAUUUCGACGAUCCGUUGGCGUUUUUGGAUCACUUACGCGGCAAACAUUCGGCCCGAGAAGGCGGAUCCUACACGUGUCGUUAUGGCAGGACCGGGCUAUGCCCAGGGCUUCCCGCAGAAGGAGUGAAUGACAUUGACUAUGAGGCUCAUCUCGGCCGCGCUCAUUUGGCUCCGUUGAUCGGGCAGCAAAAGUCGAUGGAGGCCAAGCUCUUGGCAUUGAGAAGAAUGUAUUUUGGAAACAUCAACGAA
Molecule: messenger RNA, 351 nt
Organism: Mesorhabditis spiculigera
Lineage: Eukaryota; Metazoa; Nematoda; Chromadorea; Rhabditida; Rhabditidae
Source: the annotation of a GenBank genome assembly